Messenger RNA from Brachypodium distachyon (stiff brome), 1542 nucleotides. RefSeq names its product putative protein ABIL2. The coding region runs from base 299 to 1294 and encodes 331 amino acids. Lineage: Eukaryota; Viridiplantae; Streptophyta; Magnoliopsida; Poales; Poaceae. The record is from RefSeq and is a predicted model, not a curated record. The transcript has 9 exons.
UUAUUAUACAUAGCUGUUUCUGCCGCUGCCGGCCCAUCGCUAGAACAACUCUUCUAGUACUAGUGCUAGUUAUUAAACAUCAACAACUCUUCUAGGACUAGUUAAAUAUUUGUCGUGCUAAUGACAUGCCUUCCUCUUCUUCCUUCUUAACCCCAGUGGUCUUCUUCUUCCUCUCUGCUCGUUGAAUGCAUCAACUUAAGUACUUCUCCUCUUUGGCAUCACCAUUGCCGGCCACAAUAUUCUGUACUCCCGUUCACCUUGCUAAUCAAAGAGGACUUUGAGGGAGCCCAACGCCAUAAUGGUGGAGGCAGUCGGGUCUUUCCAGAGGAGAAACGCCGGCGAUGUUGCCACGGGGAUGAGCAGCAAUCUUGAGGAUGUGCGUAUGGAGGAGGCCCUCAUCUUCUCCGAAACCAUAAAGGACCUCAAGACUUUGCGAUCGCAACUGUAUUCUGCAGCAGAAUAUUUCGAACUAGCCUACACACAGGAAGAUGGAAAACAAGCGGUGAUGAGUAACAUUAAGGAGUACGCUGUCAAGGCCCUCGUCAACACUGUCGAUCACCUGGGGUCCAUAUCCUUCAAGGUCUCCAGCCUUGUGGAUCAAAGGUUGGAUGAGGUAGCUGAGGCCAAUCUGCGGGUCUCCUGCAUCCAGCAGAGAACUCAAAUGAGCCAAGCGUGCAUGAACCGAGAAGGCCUUUCGCAGCAAUCCUUGGUGAUCACCGCUCCAAAGUAUCACAAGAGGUACAUCUUACCAGCAGGAGACGAUUCAAUCCCCAAUGCUGUACCCAACUUCAGCGAGAUGAAUAAGGUCAAGAAUAGGGCUGCACAGAUGCAUCAGGCCUUCGGUGGUGCAGCAGGAGCCCAACCAAAAACCAAAGAGAAGCAACCUUCAUUCCGAAAGCUACGAUCGUUUGCCCAUGCACCUUCUCAGCGUGCACGUUCAUCCUCUCCGGCACAGCAUCCGCACUUCGUGCCACCUUCUGAGGCUGCAAUACCCAUCAAAAGAGCAGAUAAAAGGUCGGAUUCACCAAUUUCCUCAACGACUCCACUCACGAGGUCUGGAUCACUCUCAAAGAAGCCCUCCUUGCUCAAGACGUCAAGCGUCAGGGUUCAGACGCACACCACAUCAGGUCCCAAGAGAUUGGCACCGCUGCGGUCAAACGCUGACAGAUACAAUGAUGAUUCCAAGGAAGGAGAACAGACUCCGAAGAAGAGCAAGAAGUUCCUCAAGUCGCUGCUCAGCAGGCGCAAGUCCAGAAAAGAAGAGCCACUGCCCUGCUACUUCGACGACUAUUGACUGAUAACUGAGUCCCAAGACCGGAUGGCAUUACAGAAUCUCUGAAUACUUCUGCUUCAGCCUUUCCAAAUACAGUGUGAUCGGCCCUUGAUGUAAUGAAUGUCAUUGUAUAGCAAUAGAAUUACAGACUGUUGAUAUUGAUAAUGAGCUCGAGAUGUGGAGUUCCUGGGAGAUGUCGCAAUUCCCAUUACCUGUUUUUAUUUAAGGCAUGUUCAAUCACCUGAUACUAUCAGCAAUCAGCAUACACA